CUCUCUCCUCUCUUCUUUUUCCGUCGUUCAUUCUCCGAGGCCAUUCAUUCGUUGUCAUCAGGUUCAGGUGCUUAUGCUUUCCGUCUGAACAUCACCAUUCCUGAUUCGUCUUCCAUAAAAACCAGGUAUACAAACCCUAGAAACCGAUAACCUAUCUUCGCCGGAGAACAAACACGGUUUCCGAUGCUUUUACAACAUCCAUGGACUCCUCUUCCUAUUCACUGACCACGAUCAUCUUCAUCAUGUUCGGCCACCGGUUAUUUCUUAACUAUGCCAAGACAUUUCAGAUUCUGCUUGUUCUAUUGUUAUCUACACUUUUGGUUCAUGCUGCAUGUGGACCGAGUAACCUGCUGGCUAGAAACUCCCACUUGUCUCGAGAAUUGUCUCUUACAGGAGGAACAACAAACUCUACUUGGUUGUUAGAUUAUGGAAGGUUUAAAUUAUUGAAUGGACGAACUGUUGCUUGUUCUUUAACCUCCCAAGAGGAAUCAAAUGAUGAUUCACAGAUGGAGAAAACAGUUUUUCAGGAGGAUUCCUUGGCUCCACAUAUUAAAGUUCACCCUCCAUUACUUGACUAUGGGGAGAGUUUUUUGUAUUUUACUUCGUCUGCUUCUUUAGUAGUUGAAAACACUCACAGCGACAGCUCCAUAUAUAUAUACGAACCUUUCAGCACGAAUUCACAGUUUUACUCAUGUAACUUUAGUAAAUUACACUUGGGACCAGGCGAAGUUGCUUCGAUUUGUAUUGUAUUUUCACCGAUAUGGCUAGGAAUUUCCUCUGCUCAUCUGAUUUUGCAGACGAGUGCUGGUGGAUUCAUUGUUCAUGUUAAGGGUGUAGCUAUUCAAUCUCCUUACAAAAUCCAGCCAAUAGAAGGGCUGGAUAUUUCCUUGGCUAAUCCUUUUGAUGAAACGAUCUAUGUUGAGGCUGUAAAUGCUUGGAUAUCGGUUUCGCAAGGUAAUACUACAUUAUCGACAAACUUACUGUGUAGAGUAGAAGAAUUUCAGGAUUCAGAUGGAAAUGGCUCUGAAAAUAUUGUGGUUAACUCGCCAUUGAUAUCGUUUAGGCCACAUAGAAAUUGGGAUAUUGGUCCCGGAAAAAGAGAGAUAAUUGUGGAGCUUGAUUACUCUUAUGGUUAUGCAGAUAAAAUAUCAGGUGCAUUCUUUAUACAGUUGUUGAAGUCUUCACAAGGCAUAUCAGAUACAAUUAUCAUCCCUCUUAGGACAGAAUUAGGUAGAAAAUCUGUAUAUGUCUCGUUGGAUACAAUUCUCCCUUGUGAUGGAAGAGGAACUGUUAUAGUUUCUGUCGCACUGAAAAACGUUGCUCGCUAUCUGUUGAGAUUUAUUAAGAUUGAUGUUGAUGGAGAAGGUAAAAGGCUUUUCCAACUUAGGUAUAUUGGAGAUUUGAUUCUUUAUCCUGGAAUAGUUACCCAAGUUGCUGUUGUUACCUUUGCUCCAAUCCAGGAUUCUCAAUCUGAAGUUCUCAAUGCCAAUGCCUGUAGAUUUACCCUUUCGACAAAUGACUCAAAUAGUCCUCAGAUUGAGGUUUUGUGUAAGGAUGUAAUCGGCAUUUGUUCAGGACAUAGUCUUGACUACAAGGAAGAAAACCAACAUGUUGAGCAUGUAAAUAUGAAUUUGGGUCUUUCCGGUGGUAUCGGGCAACCUUCAUCUUUGAGUAUGGAGAUUACGACGUUUCCAGAUGAAUUAGUACUAAAGAACUGGAAAUCCCAAGGAAGUUCCGAAGGGAUUUCUAUACUCGAUAGUCACGAGAUCGUUUUUCCCAUGGUUCAGGUCGGGUCCCAUCAUUCCAUGUGGAUCACAGUAAAAAAUCCAAGUCAGCAACCCGUUAUAAUGCAGCUGAUCCUAAGUCCAGCAGAAAUCAUCGACGAAUGUAGAUUUUCAGAUCAUCUUUCCUCCAAUAACCAAGUUCUCAGUGAAUUCCAAACGCCAAGAAGGUAUGGCUUCUCCCUAGCCGAAUCUGCAAGGAAGGAAGCUUACGUUCAUCCUCAUGAAACUGCAGUUUUCGGACCAGUCUAUUUCCAUCCUUCCUCUAGAUGCACUUGGAUGAGCUCAGCUCUAAUAAGAAACAAUCUCUCCGGCGUCGAAUCGAUAUCUCUACGAGGGUUUGGCGGAUCGUUUUCAUUAGCAUUGCUCGAAGAAUCCCACCCUGUUCAGAAUCUAGACUUCAAGUUCAACUGGCCUAUCCCCCACAAUACGUGUUUCAAACCGAUACAGAAAGAGCUUUAUGCGAAGAACACGGGCGAUAUACGGUUGGUAGUGAAGAGGAUCGAGGUUUCCGGGGCUGAAUGUCGGUUAGACGGGUUUGUUGUGGAAUCGUGCGAAGGUUUUGCUCUUGAACCGGGAGAAUCCAUGAAAAUGGCGGUUUCUUAUAAAGCAGAUUUUAUCGGCGUUAUGAUUCAGAGGGAUCUCGAAUUGGUAAUGGAUAGUGGUAUGAUUGUUAUACCGAUGAAGGCUACUCUUCCUUUACAUAUGGUUAAUAUGUGCGGUCAAUCGGUUUUCUGGUUGCGGUUGAAGAAAAUAUCUGUUUCGACUUUUUUCGUGAUCUUUCUGGCUUUCUGGGUAAGCUCGGUUUCCGUCGCUAAAACUUCUAACAGUCAAAAGUUCCGAUUAUCGUAUUUCAAAGUGGAAGAAACUGGAAACCUGACUAUAAAAGUCGUGGGGAAAGAUAAGGGUAGAAAACGUCGUAAAAGAAAGGGAAUAAUCGAACUUUCGAGCAGUCAAAGUGGAAAUUCAACGCCUUCUUCUCCACUGUCUCCCGCUGAUUCAGUUCUGGCUGUUGAGGGAAAAAACCAUUUUGCUGACAAACAACAAGAACGGGAUGAUAAGAUUCCUAAUAAUAAACCCGAACCUUGUUCGUUGGUUAAAAAAGAUAAGAAUCGCCGGUUCGAAAGUAGUAAACCUCAUGUUCUGUCGGCGUCUGCUACUUUUCCUUCUAGUAACCGAGCUGCUGUCGAUUUGAGCCGUUUUCUGGCUUCUACUUCUACCAUUGCUCCUCAUGCUCGGGCUCCAGGUUCGAACCUGCAUGAUCGAGAAAUAUCUAAGAAAGGCGAAAACUCAAAGGUUGAGGAUAAAUUUAGGUAUGAUAUUUGGGCUGACCAUCUUUUCGGACUAAAUAUAUCAUCAGGUAGGUUAUCGUCUUCUUCGAAGGGGAUAUCUGGUGCGGAUCAAACUCGCUUUAAUAGCUUCUUUGUAACCGGACCACAGUCUCUCGAGGAGACUAAAUCUGUAAGUUUCUAUCAAGAUGGUUAAACUAUAAUCUGCUUAAUAAUUAUAACUUUAUAUAUAAAGCUAUAUAAUAUAUAUGCUUGCUUUGCCUAAACCAUAUCUAUUUUUCUGCU
Impatiens glandulifera is the source of this 3355-nucleotide messenger RNA. RefSeq lists its product as uncharacterized. Bases 201 to 3266 code for a protein of 1021 amino acids. The record is from RefSeq and is a predicted model, not a curated record. Gene Ontology annotation, cellular component: membrane. NCBI's taxonomy places the organism in Eukaryota, Viridiplantae, Streptophyta, Magnoliopsida, Ericales, Balsaminaceae. The transcript is spliced from 3 exons.